AAAAAUGCACGUUUAGGCGUUUUGACUUUUUGUUUUGAAAUUUUGUCUGCCACUCUGCAUUGUUACUCCCAAUUGUGGCAAAACGCAAGAUGUUGAGUGUGUUUCGUGCUUCGGGUGAUUGCCUCCGGAUAUCGGUUCCGUUGGAUCUGAGACGGUCGCCUGAAUCGCAGCCGCCUCCCAGUACGAACAAUUCCGCGGCGGUUGAAGCUGGGAGCAACGGCUCUGAGCUACUCGAGGUUCUUUGAUCGUUCUUUGCUUCUCAUGCUCAUGCAGCUGCAACGGCGUCAUGAUCAUGAACCAACAUUGAUUGAGACGAUAGUCACAUAUUACUAAAAAAACAUCAGCCCGACGUGCUAGUUUUCCCUUGUCGUUAAAGUUAAUUGGAAAGGGGAACAUCAAGUACUUCUAUUUUCUCGUGUCGUGAUCUCCUGAUCACUCUAAAAAACACAGAACGACCUGCUCCUCGAGCCGACUGUGAGCGAGGCCACGGCAACCGAUGCGCAGGUCUUGCUGGGUGAUUUGCGCGACCGCAUGCACGAGUCCGCAUCUGCGUUUGACGAGCAGCGCCGGCGCGAUGGGAAUCCCAUCGUGGUCGGAGAGACGGAUUCGCCGACGAGAUCUCCGGUCGCGAGGCCACGCGACCGCACCGCGUCUGCCUCAACCCCCAUUGAUGCGACAAGUUCGAGUACUACCGGGUCGAAUUGCGGCAAAAUGGCCGUCGUUCCGGUGCUGAACUACAGUUCAGCUUGUAGCAGUACUACGUCAAGAACUUCCUCUCGAACGCGCCGCGGUGCCAGCAUCGCUGAAGAUUUUUCCGACGGGCACGAGCGAAAACCAGAGGAUUUUGCUCCACCUCUAGCAGUUGUGACUGAUAAAGCGGAAAUAAAGCAACGUACAAGAACACGGGCGGAAGGCGAGCAGGAACAGAAUCUUCGAGAAAUCCUUUCAGGUUCGGAUGCAACACAGGACGAAUAUGGCUCCGACCAGGAGGAGGGACGUAGUAAACCACGUAACGGCACACAAGAAAACAACGGCCCAUCUUCUUCAGGCGAUUUUGCAGCAGACGACUUCAUCUGUGUGGCGGAUGCUCGGCGCCUGGUUGCCGCGUCCCUGAGUGACCGAGAAGGCCGCAAUGUCCCGGCGACGCUCUGCUUUCUCGCCAAUAACGAUCCCGAUUCCGAUCGCUUCGGCGAAACGCUUCUUGACGCCGAACUUUUGCCACUCGAAGAGCUGCGCAGCAGGAAGUCGACCAGUCAGGAAGCGGAGAUGGAACCGCAUGACGAGCCUUCAGAACACCGCGCGGAAAACUCCCCUUCCUCCUCUCCUCCGGUGGUAUCCGUCCUCGUUCGCACGUUACACAUUCCGAACGUUUACAACGCGCUGCAGGACGCGUCUACCGUCGAAGAGGCACGGGAAGUCGUGUUUCACAUGUCCGAGACCGAGUUGAACCAAAGUUUCUACCGCAUUUUCCGGUACUGGGGCCGCGUCGGCAUUAACCUUUUGCAGGGGUGUCUUCGCGGGCACGGGCCCCUGGCGUGGAAAACCGCGCAGAUUCAGGCGAUUCUGGAAGACCCUCGCUUCUUGCGGUGGCGAGAACUGGACGCCAUCACCAAGCGGACCAUAUUCCAAGACGUGGUUUUUUACCUGGACUCCGUUCUGCUACUCUCGAAGAUGUUGCUCAGCAAAUACGAAGCUCUGGAAGCAAGGAAACGGCUGCAGAAGAAAAUCCAGGACGAGCAAGCGAAUAUUGCGAUGUCAUCGGAGCGGAGCGACCAAGUGGACACUGCUGCAGCUUCAUCCGGUGCAGCUUCAUCCUCGUCUUGUGUUUCGACGUCAGUUGUGGUGCCUACUAAGGGCAAUAAUGAUCUAGCGUUCUCGUCGACAUCUGCAGCGACGACGUCCACCUCGUCUGCACCACAACGAGGAGUUGAGCAAGCUGCUGCUGUGUCCCCUCGCGGCCGCGGCGCACCAGAAGUAUUAAAAACUCCAACCGCUCCAGCUGCAGCAACAAAGGAAGCGGACUGCUGCGCGCAUGAUAGCGAAAAGCCGAGGGCUUUCUCCAGCAACCAAGGAACUUCCGAUAUUGUGUUUUCCCCGAGUUCGCGCCGCCGUGGCGAACGCGACAACGAAUUCUGGUGGAAGACGGGAACUGCGAGAACGGGGUCAGGUGGAACUGUUCCCUCGGAUGAGGAUGCUUACAUCGCCACCGGCGUGGCACGACAGUGGGUGGGAUCGAGCUCGCGUUCGCUGGCCGACGUGGAAACCGGUGUCGUCCAGUUGCCUGUGGAAGAGUUGUCCGCAAACAACCUCCCCCUGGCUGUUGUUCCGGCGACGACGCAUCCAGUAGCCCGGGAAAAAGCACUGCUAAGCGAGCGCGUUGCGUUUUUGUCGACCGACACAGAGCGGCUGACGCACGAUGCCGUGGUCCUCCGUCGUUCCGGCGCUUCCUCCGUCGUCGGCAGCAAGGACUCAGCGACUCUGUCUCUGGUGAGCAAGCCCUCCGUUGGCGUUGUCGGGGACCCCGCACAAGAAGCCGAGGCCGCUUCAUCUUUUCCGCCAGCAACGCUGACAACAGUAAAAAUCCUCAACGGUGAAGAUGAACUUCGCUGUGAAGAGAAGAACAAAAAUGAUGACGGAGCAGCAGCACGCACCAACAAGCGGCCCUCAUCUAGAUCGGAAGAAAGUGCUUGUGCCGGAUCAACAUCCACUCCUUCCUCCUCUACCGCCGGAACUUCUAAAAGCUGCAAAGAUGGCGUCAAUAACUUGCCAUCACCAUCGAAACCCAACGCAAACGCUUCAGCGGGUUCGAGUCAAGGAGAAAAGGGCAACAUACAAAGCAGCCAAUUCCACGACAAUCACGAUCCCCCGCCCGCACCUGUGACCGGCGGGUUGAGUCGGAUUCCGCACAAGAGUGAAGCCGAUGCCGUCCCGUUGCGCAAGAACUCGCUACUUCCGAUGAGUCGUACACCGAAAAGUAGUGACGACCUGGAUCUGGUCUCGCGGCUGUUUGACCACAAAGACCUCAAGGGCAUGACGGCCUUCAUGCUAGGCGUGCGGCGGAACCACAUCGGGUUUAUCAAGUGGCUUUUGAAAGAGUACCAAGGGGGAAAAUACGCGGCGCAACUCAUCCGGGCCAAAAACGAGUUCAGCGGUAACGAAACCCCUUUCAUGCUGGCCUCGCGACACGGCCUCGAAAUCAUCGUGCGGCUAAUGCUCAGCUGUUGCGACCAACAUAGAGAACAACUACAAGCACCUCCAGCAGUCGAGCUCCGACCUACACCGGACAAUGUCGAGCCGUCGGAAGUAGAAGGGCCCGCUUCCGACACCCGUUCACUCAGUGCGUGGGAGUUGCUGAAUGCGCGUACAACGGAAGAUAAGUCGGCGAUCAUGUUCGGAGCGCAGUACAAUCGCACGGCUGUUUGCAAAAUUUUACUGGAGCACGAGAAUGGCGCGUAUCGUGAGUCGUUGCUUCGGCAGAGCGACAAAGAAAACCGGGAUCUCCUGCAGAUCGCGAAGAGUUACGACGCGGAAGGUGUGGUGGCGCUGCUCAAUGCCCUGUAAGUAGGGGCGUCUCGUCAUUGCGUUACUCUGCUACGAAUCGGAAACGGAUUCUCUUCGUCUCAGACAUCAUGUUGGCAGUCGCAGUCUCCUCGCGCAGCGCGCUGUGAAUCUGUACAUGUUUGUAACUACUUGAUACGCAUAUCAGCAAAAAGCAUUCUGCAAUUUGACAAUUGGAUUUUAUGUUCAAUUCUGUACAAUCUAUCAGUUACUAUGAUCAGAAGACGAAAUGAAAUCAAAAAGAUUUCCUUUUGUAGUGUCUGACUCUGCCAUUUUGAAUAGAACCCAUAGCCAUACAACAUGUUGUCGCGAAGCUCGAGGAGAAGAUUCGCAAUUUUUGUAAAAAAACACCUAUGUUGAGCGAAUUUUUGUGGAAUCCGAAAUCCGUGUA
Messenger RNA from Amoebophrya sp. A120, 3949 nucleotides. The record is from the annotation of a GenBank genome assembly. Lineage: Eukaryota; Dinophyceae; Syndiniales; Amoebophryaceae.